AGACGUUCUUGUAGACCCUAUUGCAGUAACUGUCUCCCCCAAAGUUCUCUACGUCCCAUUAAACAAAAGUGCACAGUUUACUUGCACAGCCAAAAGUGACGCUGAUUAUAGUCUCAAAUGGACGCUUGGUAUGUGUGGUGCACUUCCUGAAGGGGCUGUAGACGAAAAUGGUGUCCUUAAGUUUGAGAAUACACAAGGUAUUCACGAAGGGACCUACACAUGUACUGGUAAAAACUCAUUUACAAAUGACAUGGCCAGCGUUCAGCUGCGUGUGGGAGGUAAGAAAAUACUGGCUUCUGGAUAGCUAAAGGUACUGAAAAACGGGCAACAAAAAGCGUGCAACUUGUUUUGCAAUAUUGCUGCAAAACGAUUUGAAUAGCGAUCUUACGCGUUUUACCACGAACGUUCAAACCUGUUAACAACCUGAUUUGUUGCGAGACAGGUUUUGAUGUGGGUGGUAAAACGCGCAACAUCGAUCUUCAACUCGUUUUGCAGCAAUGUUGCACGACAACUUGCACGUCUUUUGUUGCCCAUUUUUCCGUACCUCAAGCCUCGCCUGUUACAUUAACUUGUCAUUAUUAAUAUUUUCCUUCAUUUGACUAAAUAUAAAAAUAAUACAUUCGAACAUCCCGCAGGCGACCAGGCAAAAUGUCAAGAUUUUGUUGUCGCUUACGAGGAUCAGCAACUCAACAGUCGAACAGGUUUUCAGUAGAACAGGCACCCAGAUAUGCUUUUACUCGGAAAAUGAACUCGGCUAAGAUGCCCCUCCUCUUGUUUAUGGGGUGUAAAUCGUAGAUUGUGGUGUGACUCGAGGUGUUUAAGACAGAAGUCAGACAUUGUUCCAAUGAAGGUAUGGCUAAUAAUCUAGAUUAAAUGCUUGCCACUAUUAGGUGGUCAUUUGAUUGAAUAAACUUAACCUUUUAAAAAAAAAAUGAACGAAAGUGCAAAAUAUUUAGGGUAAACAGAUUUUCGCCUUAACUCAUGGCGAGUUACUAUUCCAAAUACUCCAUUUAGUCUUGUUUCUCGUUGUAACAGAUUUAUACAUAUAUAUGUCAAGUUUAGUAACGGUUACCACCUGUAUGGAUUAGUGGAGUUCUGUCAUGCAAUUUAGUUUUUUACCUUCCUCUAUAAUUCAGUAUGGUUAAUCUAAUGGCCGCAAAAGCACUUAUUUUUCUUUUGUAGUGACAAGUCCGAAAGUGUCGAUUUCACCCGUACUACUGAGCGUGCGCGAAGGAGACUCGGCUCAAUUUCGCUGCUCAGCCAUUGGAUUUCCCGCUCCAGUCCUCCAGUGGCACGGUGGUCCUGACAAUAAACUACCACCAGAAACAAUAUUGUCUAAUGACAAUGAGCUUCUUACAAUUCCUAAAGUAGAGAGGAUAAAUGAAGGAAAGUACUUUUGUACCGCUGAAAACUUGGGUGGCAUUUCCGGUACUAGUGCGUUUCUGAAUGUCUCCGGUAAGAAAUUGAUCCUUCAUUGUUCUUCAUUUUUUCUUUGAUUUCCUUGAUUCUUUCCCAGGGGUUACAAACAAUAAAUAAAGCUUUGAAAAAUUGUUAGGUUAACACUGAAAUUUAAAAAAAAGUUCAUCUCAAUUCCAUUGCUUUUGAAGUUUUGAGCAGUUAUUUUUAUCUUUCGCUCGAUUUGGGUUUUGAUAAAUUUCGUGAAGUAGCUCCCUUAAGCAGAAAAUAAACAUGUUUUCUACUCGAUGCCAACAUGGUUCUCAGGGUUCUUACCCCCCUACUUUCCCCUCCCCCCUCUCCCUCUCUCUCGUCAGCAUCAACACUUACUUUCCACUUAGGGCAAAAUGUUGGCUUAGGGAAGGGGUAGGUGGGCAGUUUUCCAGAAACGUAUAAUGAUCCCUGGGAACGAUGCCUGUUUCUUACAUCAGUUAUUUAUCAUCUUUUUAACAGCCGGUGGCAGCGUCCCUGAAAUCUCAGUCACUCGCAGCACUCUCAAUGUUAUAGAAGGUGAUGAGGCGUUAUUUGAAUGCCUUGCUGUUGGAGACCCGACUCCUACAAUUCGCUGGUCACGUGAGAAAGGUCGGCUUUCCUCGUCAUCUUCGUCCGAGAAUGGCGUGCUAAUCAUUUCCUCAACGAAGCUUGAAGACGCAGGAACUUACUUUUGCAGAGCUGCGAACAAAUUCGGAGCCAAGGCUGCACCUGUAACAUUGAAUGUUGAAAAAGGUAUUAUUUAGGCCCCGUUCAUACGUGUCAGGAAGUUUUUGAAUCCGCAACUUUUUCUUUGCGAAUUCGGCUUCUGUCCACACAUAUCCGAUGUAUCCGGCAUACGAAUCCGUUCGCCAAACUGGAAAUUUUUGAAUACGCUAUGAAUCCGGCAUCGCUUGGACGCUAAUUCCAGAUAUGUUUUUAUCCAGUGACGUCACAACAUCGAGCCCAGUUCUUUGCCAUGAAUAUUCAAGACGAUGCCGAGCGCGAUGGGUUAUCGCUUCCACACUUCUUGGACUUCAGAUUCAAGUCAUAACUUGUGGACUGUUAAACCUAGUAUGAUUACUUGAGACUUAUGCCAAACGGCGGCUCGACAUUUUGAAGCUUCUUUCCAGGUCGGACGGACGAAUUUGGACACCGUAAACAAGUUAAAACGAGCAAAAUAGUGCUUGGCGACGAUUUUGUCAGUGAAACAGUUAUUGAAGAAGACUGGCAAUAAAAUUUUCGCAUGAGCCGAAGAUCGCUGUACAAAUUAGCUAACGAACUGAGAGUGAAUCCCAGUACGGGUGGACGUGGGCAAAUUAUAUUAGAUUUGAGUACGGAUACAUGUGGAUUUAAAAAUUUUGCGGAUUAGAAAAUAUCCGGAUACGUGUAGACGUAGACGGGACCUUAUUCGACAUUGGAUAAAACUGCACUUAAAGGAGAGUCAAGGCAGUCCAGUUCAUUUUGUUUAAUUUUGCCAGAGUUACUCGCCCUCAAUCGCUAUGGAACUUAAAGUAAGCAAAAAAAAAAUAACUUGUAAAUGACACAAGCAAAGAUUCGAGACAAACAAAUAUGUCUCCUGUGCAUUAUUUUUCAAGUUGCAAACAGCAGAGAGCAACUUUGAUAAACUGUUAGGUUGAACAGUUUUCAAAAACCCUAAUUUCAAUCCGUUUCAAACUUCUUCAGUUUUGCCCAUCCGUGGCAUCUGUUGUAACUGUUGUGUUAUUUUAACCUUCCUUUAAUGUUUUAAGAGGUUAUUUUUGUUUCUCUUAAUUUAACAGGCAUUUUGUAAUUACCUAAUAUGGCUGAAUUUCGUGGCACAGCGUCUUUGAUUUUUUUUUUCGUUUUCUUAUUUUCUAACAGAACACAUCAGGCUAGUAGCCUGAGUGAGGUAAAACUUACUUUUGAGAAUCAGUCAAACAGUUUCGAGUUUUGGUAAAACUAACGCUUGAGUCUGAGAUAGAGGGGUAUAAAACAAAAGAUUCCAGCCCAGGUUUGAAUAAGGCAUAAUAUUUUGUUUAAAUUCCCUCUACCUCAGAGCCACGCACGGUCUCUCAAAAAUGAAAGUUUUAACAUGAUAAUAUUUUGUCAGUAGACUUAAAAGAUUGAAAUUUAUUAAAACUCUUCUUAUUAAGAGGUGAGAUGGUAGAGUAUAUACCUCGUUUUUUUCUUCAGACAACUCUGUCGCUCCAACAGCAGUCAUGGUACCGUUAAAUCAAACUGUUGACGUAGGUGCAUCAGCAAUCCUGUCAUGUCAGGUGACAGGACGUCCCUACACCACCAUACAGUGGAACAAAAUUGGCGGCAGCUUAACGGAGAAUCACGUAAUUGAAGAAGGCUUGCUGCGGAUACAAAACGCGACUAUUGAGGACGCGGGAACGUACGUGUGCGUGGCGCAAAACAAGAAAGGAGUCCAGCAGGCAACAGGGAUAGUUGAUGUUAGAAGUGAGUAAUACUCAAAGCACUCCUAUCGGUGAACUUGAGGAAUAGUUUGCAUGAACGCAUGGAGGGUCAGCCAGGGCUAUACUGAGAUAGGUUAUGUUAUUAAUACGCAUACCAUAAUUACCCCUUUCACUCCAGCCAAAAGUGUUACGUAACAGGGUCUACGUUGCCACUCCAAAGGCAUUAUUCAGUGAAAUCAGAAAAUCGCAACUUUACUUAUAAUGAUUUGAGGGAAGAGUUUAGUUUGCUCCCACGUUACAUUAUUUUUGCAGUUAUGAGUGCAUGUAAUGCAUCAGUAGUGAAAAAAGGAUGCGCUUUUUCUGCUUGUGCGUAUAUUAGCAAUUGACAAGAUUAGGGUUUAGUCAUAUGAAGUUUUUUACGCUAAGGUUGGGAAGGUUCUAAGACCAUAUUGCAAAAUCUCAUAUCGUCGAAGCUAUAGUUACAUUAUUUACUUCCCAUAUCCACAUUAACUCGGUACUUAUCAUUAUUUCUAUAUUUCUACGUUUCUUUCUUUCUCUCUCUCUCUCUAGCCAUCUUUGCCAAAUAACUUUGAUCAAAAAUUGUUUUUUAAUUGCCAUACGUUCGGAAUUUUGUUAGAUUGCGCAAUGAUUAUUAUUGUUUUUUGUUGUCGUUGUUGUUGUUGUCGUUGUUAAGAACUGGAUGACGUGGCGUAACAACGAUCUUGCAUGUGGCAUCUUAGGCCGAGUUUUUUGAGACCCAGUUAGUUCUUGAACAUAUCGGUUCUUAUGGUUAGCUAUCUUAAAUUUCCUCCAAUCGGGCUUCAAGCAACUCGGCUCUGGUGUGGAGUGAAAGGGUUAAUGAAUCAACACAAGUUGGUCUGCUCUUGAAUUCUCGAACGACUCUAUUUUGCAUUAGUGUUAAUUCCAUAAACAAGCAAUCGCCAGCUACUUAAACCCUUUCACUCCCAGAAGUGCUCUUGUUCAUAAUCCGAUUAGAUUUUUAGUGCAGUGUUGAAAACAACCAGAGAAUCUGACAGCACUGCCGUAUCGUACUGCUCAGUAGCUUCCCAUCAACUGUACCACAGUAAUAUUUUCUCUUCACUCGAAAGUUAAAGCCAGUAAUUGAAGUAUUCUUGUUGACUUUUAAAGUUUACGAGUUUUGAAAAUUACGAGAAAUUUACGAGUUACUUUGGGAGGAAAGGGUUAAACAACGCAUGCGCGUGAUCGCUAAGAGACUCAGAGGUAUGCUCGUAAAAUAUUACCAUACAUAUGAGGCCAUAGCGCCCUCGUUACUAAAAGUAGUUUGUCAGCAUAGUAACCGCUAGUGCAAACUCAUUGACGAAAUUUAUAUGCCUGAGACAUUUUGAGGCAUGUUAAAUGAGCACAAUGCAGCCAAAUUGACUUCUGGAUCAAAAUAAAAUGUGCAUUAUUACACAUUGUCUCGUAAGUAAGCACCCCACAUUUCUCGAUUACCAUUUUCUUUGUUUCGUUUUCAUUGCUUUAAAACUCUCUGAAUGAAUAGAUUUGAAGAAAAAAAGUACCAAAAGGAAAAAUACCAGCUGGACCUUUCCCUUGACCAAUGUCCCAUUAAAGUCUUCUAAACUACAUUCUUACCAUUCGUUCUUUGAUGGGUAGGCUAUAAUUUCUUUUGAUAAAACUGCAAUUUUUACUGAUGACAUUCAGAAUAAGCGUUUUAAAAUGUUAUUGGCCUACAGCAUCCAACCGCCUAACUCAUAAAUUGCAAGCGGCCAUGUCAUCUUUCAUGCACGAAUUCUCCAUACUCGCUGAUUGUUAUAUCUUUGAUAAGUACACCCUUUUAAUGGAAUCUGAAGAGUCGCUUUUUGUAGACAGUUGACACGCCUGCCUUUCAGCCUGACUUUGGGGUUGCUUAUAACUCAUAUAUUUUUACAUCCGCCGCACCCCUAGCAUAAAACCAUAAAAUGCUGGAACAUUUCUCGAAAAUAUUACUCCAGAAAACCUAUUUAUACCAUGAACAAUGGUAAUUUUUCCUUUAGAUUUCUAAUCUGCGAUUAAGGCAAAAGGAAAUAAUCAUUGUGAAAGUGUUACUUGUUCACUUGAACUUCUAAAUUAACAAAGCAUAUUAAGUUCUAAUAAACUGUUAAUACUAGUAAUGAAAAUAGAUUCCUUUUGAAUUGAAAGGAAAUAUACAACUUAACGAGAUACUUUCCAACUUAGCAUUCAUUCUCUCCACCAAAGGCGCAUGUAAGAGAUCAUCAUCAUCGGUCGACCGAACUGAGUAUCACGGUGCCCGUAACUAAAAAAAAUCAUAUCCAAAUGAAAGGGAAGUUAAUACUGGUGGCGGACCGACACGUGACUUGGCAUGAGUGUCUUACAUGCGUGACUACUUGAGUACGAUGUACUGGAGUUAGCUUAUUUGCAACUUUCCAUUCCCCAAAAUGCGGUUGUCUUUCCCACAAAUGUUUGCAUAAGUAUUGAGACUGUCAAUCGUCCCUUAUUGAGAAAUUGACGCAAUACCCAUGCACUUUCUUUUGUGAGAAAACCUACUGUAUUAUGGGAAAGGUGAAAGUCGCAAAUGGUGGGAUUUUUUACCAGGAAAUCAGAACCACACUAUAAAUGCAUGCACAAAGAGAAUUAAAAAAUAAACUCUCUAAAAAUCAAGUGAAACCCUAUCUUUUACAUUCAGGUGUAGAUACCUUAACACGUUGCUUACGGUGGCAGGCUUUAGAUUCACCGUUGGUAGUUGGUUUGUUGCCUUAACGGCUUUACCCCAUUAAAAAAAGAUAAUCAUAAAAUCAGUGUUGAAAUUUUUUGAGCGUCUAAGGUUUUUAAAUACUCAAUUUCACAGUUGUCCUUGGUAGAUCCCUUUCCUAGAUUGAAACCUCAAGGCUUGUCCUGUAUUGUGACCUUUCAAAUGGAGUUGGAAGCUACUGAGCAGUUUUUGGAUGGUGCCAUAAGCCGCUUUUCUGUUAUGUUUUCAUCAGAAUUGACUAAUCGUGUUUGAGUUGAAACCGUAACGAGGUUGGAAAUUUUGUGCCACUUCAUCGACUUUCACGCCAAAACUUGCCCGUGCUAUGUGGGGGCGAACGGGCAAACUGUGUUAUGAGUUUUGAUUGUGAUUUCCUGCAGCACAGAUUUAAAACUUGGCUCUGGAUUUUUUUUCUUCGGCUUUUUCGUGAUGCAAAAAGGACACUUACCGACCCAACUUGCUUUUUGCACCACUCAGUUGUUCACGGGGAAGGGAGGGAGGGAGGGCUACUUCCUAUAAUGGCCUAUAAGUGGAAGUUCCCCCUGUGCAAGUUUGUGGCGUACUCCCCUCGUACUCUCUUUAGCGAUGGACUGUUCGGUUGGGCAAUGCAAAAGGUCUUUACCAUAACAUUAGAGAUAUUUUAAGCCCAUCUAUAAAGCCCUGCUCUCACUUUGACUCCCAGCGAAGGUUCCACCAGAGAUAGAAAUCAUGCCUGCACCCAACCUCACAGCUAUAACAGGAGAGGCAGUGGUUUUGAGAUGCGUGGUCAAAGCGGGUCAUCCACCUCCAGCUGUAGUCUGGGAAAGAGACACAAAGCAACCGCUUAACAGCAGUAGCGACGGCAUAUUGGUGAUCUCCCCUGUAACUUUUGACAAUGAAGGAAUGUAUAUCUGCAAGGCGUCGAAUAUCAUUGGGUCAACUGAGGCCGUGGCCUUGCUUACUGUACAAGGUAAUUAAGUAAUGAUCCGGGUAAGGUGGAUAGCAAUUUCUUUUGUUAUGCGGCAACGGUGCUUUCCCCACAUAGCAAUGUUCUCAUUUUUACGCAGAGAAUGCAUAAACCUACAUGAAGGUCGUUUACGCAAUAAAAUGCACUUACACUCCACUUUGAAAGGGUGUUUUUUUUGUGUUAAAAGAUUUUGACCAAUCACAAGAGUUGAAAACAAUAGCCAAGAAAAGUUCACAAUUUUACAUGUUCCCCACAUAGGAUUUCUUUGUUAUUCAAACUGAGACCAGAUUUUGUUAUAUGGAGGAUGGUUGAAAGUAAGGAUGAAUAUAUGUACCGCUUUAUGAAGUUUUGUUAACUUUUGCUGUUUAAGCCAAUCAGAGGUAAGUACCGACAAUAGAAAAGUUAGCACCUUUCUUGCAUUCCAACAUGUUCGUUGCCAUUGUUGCUAUCGUUCUUAUCUGGACUGUUACUUAAAGAAGAAGGAGAAUUCAAACACCAGAAAGCUCAGAACAAUUUUCCGAGCUCCAGGUGAGAAUCGAACUCACGACCCUCCGAGUUCUAGGUCGGACGCUCUAACCACCGAGCUUCUGGAACUCUAAUGGCGAACAGGGUCGGAAUUUAAUGUGACAGUGAGAAAAGCGCUUAUUGAAAGCUACACUGUAAGAUACCGGCCUCCCUGUCGGUUCUGUCAUUUAUGGAAUUUGCUGCAACCUGUUCAGUAGCGACUAUCUUUCAAGGGUUCGUCGCUUAUAAAAUAAGUCUUACUAAAUCCUCCUUCCUGCUUAAAUGUUCCUCAAAAGACAUGUUAGUGUGUCGCCUAAAGGUAUCGCUCAAUAAGGUUAUCAAGGGCCUGUUUACAUAGAGGUGGGGGACCCUAGAUAGGUGAGGUAGCCUGAUGUAAACGUGAUCAAAUUAAAAUGAGAUUAUAUGGACAGGCGGUUUACCCCACCUAAGCGGGUUACCUCACCUGCGGUCUUCCACCUCCAUGUAAUCAGGCCCUAAAAGUAACCCUAGACGUCUUAGGAAAGGGGGUGGCGAGCAAAGGCAGCAAGAAAUUUCCCCGUUAUUCAAAUACCCACAAGGAUUACCCAGAUUAUAACCCGGUGGUGUUCAAUUCCUGCGAGCAUGUUUUCCUUACUUUCUAUAUAUGUCUUGUUUUCCGACUUCCCCGCCAUUUUGCAUAACCUGUUUGUGGCGAAAAAUAAUGUUGUUGAGUUACCUAAUGUUUGUCUAGCCGCAGAAAAUCAGAUCCUGCAUUAACAUUAAGGAAGAUGUGUGCAAUCAUUUAGCCCUUAUAAACCUUUUGAAUUUGUUUUAAUUUACUUUUAUUAAAUCACACAGCUGAACCCAAGAUAAUGCUGAGCCCGCCCAACUCCAUUUCCGUGACAACUGGGGGGUCGGUCACUCUAGAAUGCGCAGUCGUGGGGAAUCCCCCUCCGGAGGUUCAAUGGAAAACUCAGGGAAAUUCCCAAUCCAAUUUUCAACUGAUGGUGAACGGUCCCGGAAUGUUGAAACUUGUUAUUAGAAAAGUGACUGCGGAACAUCAGGGAAAUUACACUUGUCAUGCUCAAAACAUUGUAGGGAAAACUCUGGAAACGAUUCAGUUGAUAGGUGAGUAUGUCGGGUGUCAGUAUGAGUAUGUUUCCAAUUCUUCCACUCUGUUUUCAAAUUAAGUAAAAUAACUUGGUGCCACACAACGUUAUUUAAUUUGUUAUUGUUAUUGUUGUUGUUUUUUGGGGGUAUGUGUGCGGCCCGGGGGGGGGGGCACUUAGGUAUUUUUGGGGUGGGUAUGUGCCGCCCGUGACUCCAAAUUGGCACCCCGUUCUAGAAAAAAUUUCCCCUAAAAUUGAUACCCCGUUCUAGAAAUGGGCCAAUUUUUUAUACUCCGUUCAUAGUAGGGUGCAACAAGAGUACAACGGUUUGCUUGUUAACGCAUUGAACCGUAUUUCUAAAAGCAAUCUGUCCUUGAAUACUUUCAAAUGACUGCUUACAAAAGUGGAGCUUUCGUGCGUUCGAAAUAUUAUACCCCGUUCUAGAAAACGCUUCUGAAAUGGAUACCCCGUUCUAAUUCAGAAGCUUCAAAAUUACGACCCCUUUGGGUGGCACAUACCCGUAUUAUUCUUUGACGUCUGUAUUCUAAUACGGCUAAACGGGUGUGUUAUACGUCUUUAUAAUGCAGUGCGCUUCGAUUUUCAUUCUCUCUUUUCCUCAGGAAAUAAAGUGGUGUUAUUCCGGUAACAUUUGCUUUUGAUCUUUUCCUUUAAAUUUUGUCAAUGCACGGUAAACUUCCCACUAUCCCACCCGUGGUUUAAAAUUAAACUGGUUUGCUUUCCUUUUCGAAGUGUGUGGGAAUGACAUUGAAAAAUUUUAAACAGAAAACAAGGAUAGGUUGAACCAAUGUAUCAGUGUAACUGAUAUUUGCGUUGUAUAUGUAUCCAAAGUUGUUUCGGCAGAUCUCAUGACGCUUGUGUAGACUAUUUCAUGCAAAGCAAUUCCUAGAGAUCAAGUAAUGCGUGAUGCAGUGAUUCAAAAACUCUCCUUGUAAUUUUCCAUAAGCAAAGGUUGACCUUUGCUUUUUCUUUGCUCUUUAGUAAAGGUUCCACCAGAAAUAGAAAUUACACCAACCACGAACCUCACAAUUGCCACAGGAGAAUCAGUUAUUUUAAGAUGCGUGGUGAGAGCUGGUAAUCCAUCACCGUCAUUGAUCUGGGAACGAGAAGGGAAUAAACCACUGAACAGCAGUAAAGACGGCUCCUUAGUGAUCUCUGCUGCCACUGGCGACAGUCAGGGAAAAUACAUUUGUAGAGCUACGAAUAAUCUAGGGACAUCUGAAGCCAUUGCCUUUCUUACUGUUCAAGGUAUCAUACAGAUUGUUAUAUUUAUAUCCAUUCUCCACUUAACAAGUGGCGAAUGAAAGAGCUACGGCUGAAGUGAUAAAGGUGCUACAUCCGUUCUCGCUAAUGAAUUUAAUAAGGUACCAUCAAUUCAAUUACAAAAAAUAAUAAGCUCCUUUCUUAACAUUUAAGCGCCAUUAGGACCUGUAGAAUGUUUCCACCCAAGCGCAAGCUAUGGCAGAAAUAAAUGUAUACACUCUUUUAAAAUAUAAGCCUUGAGCCGUUGUAUUUGGUUUGUAAAUUAUCACGCGCGUAACAGAGCUUGAAUUUUUGGCCAUGAAGAAUGGUGAAAAAGAAAUGAAAUUCAUAGAAACCAAAGAGAAUGUAAGAUGCCAAAUAUAAAAUUGGGAUACAUAUACUGCUUUUUGUCUAUGGUUUAGGCUGUCCGUUUGUGCCACGUUGCCAAGAGGAGAGAGGAGCAAAGUUUGGCGAUAUUCAUGAUACUCUAUUCUAGCUGUGUUGCACCACGUUCCCUGUUAUUUUUCAGCUAGGUUCUGUGUGAUGUGUGGAAAAAAACGUUUGAUUCCUGAACUGGUUUAUAAUUUCACACUGUAUCUGUCCCCUUGUGCUUUCCUUUCACAGCUGAACCCAAGAUAAUGGUCAGCCCUUCUAAUUCGAUCUCCGUGACAGCUGGUUCUUCGGUCACACUAGAAUGCGCAGCCGUGGGGGAUCCCCCUCCGGUGGUUCAGUGGAUACCCCAGGGACAUUCCAAUCUACAACUGAUGGAAAGCGGCCCUGGGGUGCUGAAACUAAUUGUAAAAAACAUCACUUCAUCGAACCAGGGUAAUUACACUUGUCAGGCCCAGAAGAUCGUAGGAAUAACCAAGGAAACAAUUCAUGUAACAGGUGCGUAAGUUGAUUUUGCCCAGGUUAUCAAAAGAGCUCUUGAAAAUGCUUUUUAGAACUUUACGCUUCUGAUCACUAGCCGGUUAACAGUGCAUGAAAAGACUGUGACCGCCGGCAACCGAAUUAAGUUAAGAAUCGCCUUCUCAUGGCUAAGGCGUGUCCGGGACUGAAAGACGAUUGUUUUCGGUUUUAAUAUUUCUUCACUCAGAGCCUUAAAUUGCCACUGCUUACGAGACACAUCAUGAUAAAUCAGCUUCCUUUUAGGAAAUAAAACGACUUCACUAAAUCCUCAAAAGCCUUAGCAAACGCAAGAAAUUUACGUCGGUUUACGUCGUUUCCACUUAACUUAGUUGUUGUGAUUUGCCAGGACGAAGAAACAAUAUAGGACACAGCGUUGAAAUAACUUCACACGCCAUGGUAAUUAUUUUGGUUCCACUUUUACCCAAAUGUCAACUGCUUGUCACCUUGAGUUUGGAGAUUCCGAAGAAAGAAAAUGGCGUUGUGUUUUUCGCUUUACAUGCCAUUGCAUUUUAUUCUCAGUAUCUUCUGAUACCAAAACACGAAGUCCUUUGAUGAGUGAAUUCUCAUCAGUUUGUUGACCUAAGUAUCAUCGAAUGCACCAUCGAAUUUUCUCCGUGUGGCAUUUCCCAUCACUCUCAAACCAAAGAUACUCUAACCUCAAACCCUGUCUAAAAUCUGCAAUUGCCACUACUUAAGUAAUUAAAAGUGUUACGAGUAAUAAUAGUAACAAUAAUAAUUAUAUAACAACAAAAUCUUGAAUCUUCAGUAAAGGAUAUGCCAAGAAUAGAAAUCAGGCCAGCACCAAACCUGACAGUGAGCGGCGGAGAUACUGUGAAUCUAACGUGUUCGGUAAUUGCGGGUAAUCCAACCCCGACUGUGGUCUGGGAACGAGAAGGAAAUAAACCGCUGAACAGCAGUAGUGAUGGCGUGUUAGUGAUAGCUGCUGCCAGUGGUGUCAGUCAAGGAAAGUACAUCUGUAGAGCGACGAAUAUUCUGGGGUCCACUGAGGCAGUCGUCUUUCUUAUUGUUCAAGGUACAAUUAUCUGGCAUCGCGUUAUAAAAUGUACGUCACGAAAUAGGAAAUUUUUAAGAUAUAACGUCAAUGCUUUCUGAAAGCACACCAUUUUGUCAUUAGAGUUUAGACCUCUCAAAUGAAAAAUUAAUAAAGUUAUGCAUUUGCUUAUUUAUUCAUUUAUAGACCAUACAAUACCCUAUUUGUCUGUAAGAUAGAGCGUUUACCGUAACUAGCGACCAGCUCGGCAAGAUUCACUAAAGGGUCUCGCGCCUUCUUCCGUAACGUUUACCCCCAAUGACCGCCUGUCAUGGUAAACCGGUUCUACCAAGAAGAUCUUACUGUAAAACGGGGGACUGCAAACAACCUUAUCAAUUCUAUUAAUCAUUUAAUCUAAUUAAAGGCGCCCUUGGUAGCAACUUUCAAUCUCAGUUAUGAUGAAUUGUUGUGGCUAAGCGUUCAAAGGCUAGUGUCUCUUGUACAGAAGUAAAAACACAAUGUAGAAAAGCAGUGCAUAACGCUACUUUUGGCUUAUGCUUUCAUGGGACAUAGCCCACGUUUCUGCGCCAAUACAAUAAAGCACAUUUCUUUAAUACACAGGUGAGCCAAAGAUAAUAGUGAUCCCUUCCAGUCCCGUAUCAGUUAAAGCUGGCAGCUUUGUCUCUCUAGAAUGUGUAGCAGAGGGAAAACCCACCCCAGAUGUUCAAUGGGAAACUCAGCUUAAAUCUCACUCCAGCCUUCAGCUGGGGGAACGUGGCCGUGGUGUCUCAAAACUGGUAAUUGAGACCGUGGGUCUAGAAGAUGAGGGCAAUUACACCUGUCAGGCUCAAAACAUCGUAGGGAAGACCCAGGAAACUGUUCAGUUGAUAGGUAAGUUCGUAGUGAGACCAGUUGUAAUACAGGUUAUUGUUGAAGUUUGUAAGUUUCUUUGCCAACUUAGCGCUGGAUAUAACAAAAGGGCAUCGGACAAUAGAUGGAAUUGCCCACUAGAGGACAAGAAAAUUAAUGUGGCUUGGUAAUUAAUACAGGCGCUAUGAUAUCUUCAUGCUGAUAUUUUUGUGGAAACGUUGUGUGGAAAACUUUGUCAUAGCUCAAUGUGCCUGUUUUAAUGACGAAGUUACCUUAACUCAGCAUGUCAUUUGCCUGAGAACGUUUCUGGUUUUUCUGACUAGAAUGAUGUUCUGGUGGGUAAUACCGCUAUGUCCUUUUUCCACCGUUCUGAAUGAAAUACCUAAAAAAGACCUAAUAUUUGCAGCUGUGCUAUUCUUAAUUAUCAGCCCAGCAGCCUGACCGCCUCUACCCGCCACUGAAUCUUUACAGGCUCAUUUUUAGCCCUUUCUCGGAUGAGAAGCCAUGAAGUGUACGAGGGUACGAUAAGCCCUGAUAUCAUGCAUACGGUUACCAGCCUCAGGGCUGAAAAAUCACCCACCUUAAACUAAUCUUAGCUGUCCUAACAGUUAACUCUGAAAUCACUCUUUUUACUUUCAUCUGUUAGUAAAGGUGAUGCCAAAAAUAGAAAUCAUGCCAGCGAGAAAGCUGACAGUCACAGGUGGAGAGAGUGUAACAUUCAGAUGCGUAGUGAAGGCGGGCAACCCGCCUCCCUCGGUGGUCUGGGAAAGGGAGCAAAAUAAACCGCUGAACAGCAGUGACAACGGCGUCUUAGUGAUCUCUCGCGCGUCCGGUGACAGUGGAGGCAGAUAUAUUUGUAAGGCGACAAAUAUCCCAGGGUCAACUGAAGCAGCGGCUUUGCUUAUUGUUCAAGGUAAAUUUUAAUCUAACACAAGCCAAGGGCAACUACUCUACAAAUACCUAUCUUGUUUCUGACAACCCUUUUCAAGAACCACCACCCAAAACAUCCAAAACUCUUCUUGUGUGUUCGUUUCUUUAAGUCACUUUUUCUUGUCCGUCUUUUAUUACUAUGAAUUCCUGAAGAAAAACUUCACGAGGAAAGUAAUGGCCAGUUGUCGUUUUUGGCCAGAUCCUUAUCUUUACUUUACUUACAACAGCACGGGUAAGCAAUGAAUGACUACAUUACCCAAGGAGAAAUUGAAACAAUACUUAUAAUUAAGAGUUUUAAGGGGACAAACAACGAAUAUCUUGACCAGUGCUGAAAUAGCGAGACUUUUCAACAAGAAAGUAUCUCGUUUCUUCCUUUUUGAAACCUGUAUUCAUGUGCCAGUGAUAAAGCUUAUUUUAUGGCAUCUUGAAGGUAGUGACUGCACAAUUACGGUAUGGUUUGCUUAGUUGUUACACAGGUGAACCCCAGUUGAUAGUAAACCCUUCCAGUCCAGUCUCCGUGACAGGUGGAAGCUCGGUCACGCUGGAAUGUACAGCUGCAGGGAGCCCUCCUCCAGUAGUCCAAUGGAUUAUUGAAGGGCAUCCUCGGUCUAAUCUGCAAAUAAGGGAAACCAAUCGUGGGGUGUUGAAGUUGAUUAUUGAAAAUGUCAGACCGGAAGACCAGGGGAACUUUACCUGCCAGGCAGAGAAUAUUGUAGGAUUGACUCAGGAAAGUGUGCAGUUAACAGGUAUAUUCCUUAUGCAGUGUAAUGGCAGCAAGGUACUGAGAAAUGAAGGACUCGCUAAAUGUCUUUCUCAGACAUCCGAAAAGUAAACGAUCGUAAGCAAAUCAUUUCUCCUUUUGCUUUCCACCAUAUCAUGAACCUGGAUCUGGUUAUCAUAGAAUUACAAGUUUUUUUUUGUUUUUCUUGCGAAAUUGCAACGACUGUUUCCUCAUAUUUGUUAAUCUUAUCAUCCAAUGUUCACUUUGAAGAUUCCUUAUUGUCGGUCGAGGAGUGUCUGUGUCUAGCCUGACAAAACAGCCGACAUUUCCAGACGCCAUCAACAAAAAAUACUUCUAAGGAACGAGCGCAGAAAUUCCUUGCUAAUGAUGUGCCACUACCCAGAUCUGGAGAGUGCCAACCAAAAUCACUACCCAGGUCAGAGUAGUAGAACGUCAUUAGUAUAAAAUUUCCUCACUUAUUCAUCAGACGUCAUUUCCAGGAAAACUAUUAGUGGUGUCGCGAGAUGUCGGCAGUUUUUUCAUGCUAGGCUGUGUCAGGAUGUCUGUCAUUUUACAUUAAUUUAGAGGAACUUUUGAUAUUGUCCUUGCUUUAAUUAAAGGAAGCUUUAAUUUUAGGCCAAACUUGUCCUCAAAGAGGAUUGUAUGACAUGAUAUUUUAAGCAUGUGGCGUAUGUGUGGAAACUUUUUCACACUUAUUCAGCUUAGAGCAAAACUAAUGAGUGAUACAAAAGUUGAAGUAGAUUUAUGUUUUGUUUUUCUCCAUUGACGAAAUAUGACCUAAGGUUAUCCUGAUCCCUUCUAGUAACUGUUCCACUAAAACCACCAGAGAUCGUCUUAAAUAACUCUGUUUUACAAACUGUCAACGAAGGAGAAGACGUGGAGUUUCGGUGCAAUGCAUCCGGCUUACCAGCUCCGACCAUUGUCUGGGAAAGACUGGGUUCUAAUUUACCCAAUGACGCCCUUGAUAGAGAUGGAAUACUUAUGAUCCCGUCUGUUGGUGCAGAAGAUGCUGGGACGUACUCCUGUAAAGCAGUAAAUAGUGAAGGGCAGGACAGUUUUAGUGUCAAGUUGGAAGUGAUAGGUACGAUUAAGGAAAAAAUUGAACCUAAGAAAAGAGGGGAUAAAGUUUCUCGAAUCCAGGCUAAUCAAAAAUAUUACUGAGAAAAAUCACGUUCAGAAUCCAAGUUAGAGACAUUCAAAGGUUUUAUUUCUUGUAGCUCAACAAGAAGAUACAUCUCCCACAAAUUUCAACGUAAAGCAAAUUUUAACGUCAAUUACCAUUGAUCUUGUAUCAUUUCGUAGAAGCAUAUAAUUGAGUUACACAUUUCACCCUGGCCAAGUACAACGAUGCCGCCAACUGGAGGUUUAAAGGCCAUGUACCACUUUGACCAAUAAGGCAUCCUGUUUCUGAGCCUUCCAUAAAAAAUGGUCCUUCUUCAUAUGCUUUAAUAUGAAGAAGCGCUUUGAUUAAUAACUAAGAGACUUUCCCACACUUCCACUUGGUAACAGUUCAAACUAUACGAUAUUUCAAAAAAGCCCUUUUUAAAUACGAAAUGGCCUGUGUCCUUACCCUUUUCUGUACUACAAACUGUCAAAUACAGUCAUGUUUCCUUUACGCAGACACCAUCGGCAAGCAAAAAAAUAAUUUCAUCGGGAGCUGGCCGUUAACAAAACAUGCUUUUGUAGUGACGUUUCCCAAUGGGAAGAUUUGUUAAGGUGGCCGUAAGUGAAGCUGUCCGCUUGAGGCAUAUCGUACGUCCGUCAAAAGAUAAGAGCUUAGACUGCUACUACCCUGUUAUACACCUCUCCCAUUAUAUCCUUUCAACGUAAUGCUUUGUUUUGAACUCGUAGUUCUUUGACAUUUACCAAACGUUUCGAAAAAAAUGGAAAAAUGGAACACCACCUUUAGGAACUUUUAGGAGAAACGGCAAUUAGAAAGGUAGCCAUGUGGUUGAAUAUUCCAGACCGAAAUUUGUGUUUUCUUUUCUUCCCCAAACUUGAUUAAUCUUUGAGACAAGUUUCAAGCUUUCGAGGCCUGUUUUGGGAAUGGAAACAAGUUGUGAAAUAGAUUCCUGCCGUGAACAUUAACUUUAACGCAAGAACUGAAGGAUCAAGGAGACAAAAUAUAGUGAUUUGUAUUAAGUUGUCAUGCCAAGCCUCGAACCCCUUUUAUUGUGUCUUCUCACCGGGGCAGAAUUCUGGAUUUUUUUCACCAUAAAACUCGCAAAUAGUGAACCGAGCUAUGUCUACAUUUAAAAUAAUGAUAAACAACCCGACCCGUGCCUUUUUUCUUUCUCUUUUUAACCAGUGUCUCCUCUAAUCGACGUGACUCCCUCCAAGAUCUCCGUCAAUCAAGGAACGUCCUUUAACAUCUUUUGCAUUGUUAAGCCAUCACUUGCAAUCACGUGGUCAAAACUCAAUGGUAGUUUCCCAAACGGCAUCGUGAGCGACAGGGGGACCUUAAAAGUCAGUGAGGCAAAACUGAAACACGCAGGAACAUACCGCUGUUAUGCUAACAAUUCAGCGGGCUCCAGUGAAGGCUUUGCAAGCGUCGUCGUGUAUGGUACGAACCUUUUGGGGAUGUUAAUUAAAAAAAAUAUCGCAGUAAAUAAAAAGUGUAUACCUCAUGAGUUAAGGUAAUAAAAGUUUUAAUUGUAAAAACAAAACCAAAAAAACGCCUUUAAUCCCUUCUUCUUCUCUAUCAUUGACUCCCAUUUAUCGAAUUUUAUCCCUUAUAUUUAGAAAGAAACAUUCUAUGUUGUACUAUAAAUUCUAUUUUGUACUACAAAUGAUGUUUUUUUCAAUGGCAAUGAAAGUGUCUUUGAAAUAUAUGUUCGAGUCUUGUUGCUCUUUCCAUAUCGAUUAUAUUAAUUAUUUAUCAACUUAUAUUUGGGAAAUCGGUGCUGACCAACACGCUAGUCAAUUUUCAGUUUCAUCCCAUGUUCAAUUUGUCCUGGCUUUUUGACUGAGUUUCGUUCUGAUAUCUCAGCUGCACCAAAAGUGGUGGCCUGGCCUAGAUCUUUUGAAGCCGCGCGUAAAUCCAAUGUUACAUUUCACUGCAACGCGACUGGCAUACCCGACCCGGUGAUCUCCUGGUCAAAAGAGGGAAGUGACAUUCCCGUACGACACUCAGCUGGUGUCUUGAGUCUUACAGGAGUUGUCAGUGACGAUGAUGGUCGAUACAUCUGCACAGCAAAAAAUGCUGCUGGAACUUCUACAACAUCUAUAGAACUCACUGUCGAAGGUUUGUUAGAGCUUCGCCUUGAAGAAACAAAGGUCACUUUCUUUUCCUCUCGAUCCCCUUUUUAUGUUCAUUUCAUUAUCAUGACCAAGUUCAUUGGUCCGGUUGACGACCCCAUAUUCUCAAAGUACAAUGCAAAAUUAUAUCAUAACCAAAAAUUAAUGUCCAUAAAUCUUUUUCAAAUGUCGGGCCAAUUCACUGCACUGUAAUUAUAUUAUGCUAUACCCCUGAGUUUAUGCAAUUGUUAUUGUUAUUGUUAUCGUUAUUAUUAUUGUUGUUGUUGUUGUUGUUGUUGCUGCUGUAAUUGUUACUGUUGUUAUCUUUAUCGUUUCUCACAGUGUAUCAAUAUCAUAAUCAUUGUCAUUACCAAAUCAUUAAAUCAUUCGUAUGAGAAGCCAUGUAAUCAUAUCCUUUUCAGAUCUACCCGGUGUGGUUAUAACAGGUGGAACCUCCGUCAAAACAGUUUCAGUAGGAAAGAAUUUGACUCUAGAAUGCAUCGCGAAUGGAACCCCACAACCAGAAAUACAAUGGACCCGCGUCGAUGGUCUGCUUCCCGAGGGACUCAUUUCAAAAGGAGGACAGCUGAUUUUUCCCCGCGCGCGGCUUGCCUAUGGUGGUGUAUAUAGGUGCAAAGUCACUAACAGAGUGGGCUCUGUGCAAUCUGAAGUAGCCAUCUUUGUGCAAGGUUGGUGUUUUCUGUUUGUUCUUUUCUGCUUUUACCUCUCACGUUUACUGGUCUGCAAAAGAAAUUAAAGCUAAUGCAAGUAAAGCUAAAAAACGCUUGAAAUAUUUGACCGUCAAUUGCAAAGACAUUCACAUUUGUGGGGAAUAGGAAUGGUUCACUGGUUUGUCAGCCGAGUUGAUAAGCCACGAUAAUAAGAAAAGAUAAAAUAGCGACAGCUGGCGAUUGCGUGUCCUCGUGUCAGACCAAGUGAGGAAGGCGUGAAAACAUAAGCCUGCUUUAAAUCUUACUGCGGUAAACCAAAAUGACCUUAUCCGAUUGGAUUUUUUGGUAUUACCACCCAACCACCCCAACCCUACGGUUACAACUAAUAUCCAUCUGCAAAGAUGCAGUUUUAUUGACGAUGUUACUAUUAAACAUUGUGUUAUUAACUCGAAUGGCAAGGCUGCUAUUGACUCUUAGA
Messenger RNA from Porites lobata, 19181 nucleotides. Lineage: Eukaryota; Metazoa; Cnidaria; Anthozoa; Scleractinia; Poritidae. The record is from the annotation of a GenBank genome assembly.